AUGACUUUUUUGGCCGCACAGAAAAGGUUUGGCCUUAACAUAGAUCGAUGGUUGACAAUCCAAAGUGCUGAACAGCCCUACAAGAUUCCUGCUCAAUGCCAUCCUUUUGAAAAAGAAUGGAUAGAAUGUGCACAUGGAAUCGGUAGUAUUCAGUCAGAGAAAGAGUGCAAAAUAGAAUAUGAUGAUUUCAUAGAGUGUAUACUUCAGCAGAAAAUGAUGAGACAUAUGAGUACCAUCAGGAAGCAGUGGGAUAAGCUGAUAAAGGAAGGGAAAUACACCCCUCCACCUCACCAUGUGAGCAAGGGGGAAUCUCGCCCUAAGCAGAGCAGCUGCUGA
Molecule: messenger RNA, 336 nt
Organism: Cebus imitator (Panamanian white-faced capuchin)
Lineage: Eukaryota; Metazoa; Chordata; Mammalia; Primates; Cebidae
Product: NADH dehydrogenase [ubiquinone] iron-sulfur protein 5-like
Exons: 1
Coding region: 1-336 (111 amino acids)
Biological process (GO): mitochondrial respiratory chain complex I assembly
Source: RefSeq, a predicted model, not a curated record